UAAAGACAUUGCGUAGUGGUUUUAUUCAGAGGUGGAUUAGWAAAUAAGGCUGACAUCACGAUAAAGAGUUAGCUGGGAAAACGAGCCAUGAAGAUCAUCGUAUUCAUCAGUUUUUGCCUUGYUUUWGCKGCAGUUCUUACUGAAGCAAAGGGCCCAGGAAGAAGGCCAAGGCCAAGGCCAUCCCGUCCUCCGCUUCAUAUUGGGUGGAGACAUGUCAAUGGAUCAUGUAUUUGCCGAGGGCCUAACCCAAUGGGACACAACAGGCCCACAGGAAGUCAUGGACCCAUGGGGCACCAUGGACAUCAUGGCACUGGCCCAAGGCCUACAGGACACCAUGGACACCAUGGCCCAAGGCCUACAGGACACCAUGGACAUCAUGGCCCAAGGCCUACAGGACACCAUGGACACCAUGGCCCUAGACCAUCUGGGCACCAUGGACAUCAUGGCCACAGACCUAGCCAUGCUCCAUUCAGUAGCUGUAAUUGCCAGAAAUCAGAGAGGACAGUGCAUAUCAUGAUGAGAAUGAAAAAGAAGUUUAGUAAUGAUCUACUUGACUGCAAAUCAAGGGCCUACAGAAGAAUGUCCCUAUACAUCCUCAAAAAGCUGAAACAGGUUUUGAAGAUGGCCAAUAGGUUCACUAAAAUGAAGUUCUCUCACGGAAGUGUCAUCGUGGAGGUUGGUGCUGUCUAUGAUGUGUCUCAAAAAAAAGAGGACCCAGAAAAAGCUCUGAGGGAAGCCAUCAAAAGUGGGGACAUGAAAGACAUGGGCAUCUACCCAGAGUCCUUGAAUGUGCAUGACAGCUAUUCUGGGGUUGCACUGAGUGGGUGGACGGCAUCUGAAAGUGAAUGUAGGAGAUGUAAACAUCAUGAUCGUCAUCACCGCAGGCGUCAUCAUCAUGGCCAUCAUAAAGAAGAUAAAAAGCAUGAUGAUGAUGAUGAGAAGAAACAUGGCCAUGACAAAGAUGAGCGCAAGCAUGAUGAUGGUGAACAUCAUGAACACAUGGUYUUCCAGACACGUACCUGUACAGAGAUCGACGCAUCUUGUGAUGGAAUACCACUGUCCAGAAAUGCAUCUUGUGAUGAAGCUUGCAGUCCUCGGAUGUCUAACUGCUGGGGAGGUUGGGCCAGAAGACACAAAUACRUUGUGAUUUCUUGUGUGGCUGCCGUCUUGAUUUUGGUGAUUGUGAUUAUUGUGACCCUUGUUAGGGUGAAAAAGUCACGCAAGAAGUACAUAAAAACAAGUCCAUCAUCUAGCUCCAUCAAGGAGUUGGCAAAGAACGAUGAGCUUGAAGAGCAGCAGGCAGAACCAUUGCCUUCCAAGUGUUAAGCCACAUGUACUUCACAUGUAGACAUUUUCCAUGACUUUUUAGCAAUUAAUAUUCACASUAAUAGCAUAGUGUCUGUGCAAAUAGUUUGUAUACAUGCACCCUUUUAAUAAGUCCCGAGGUAUCGAGUUCUCCGCAAUUGACGUCGAAUUUAUUCUUUUGAAAUUUUUACAAUACAAAAGGAAUUCAAAAGAAUAAAUUUGACGUCAAGUGCGGAGAACACAAUACCUCGGGACUUAUUAAAAGGGUGUAUAAUAUAGCCUGCUUUUCAGACCAAUGAAGAUAGUCAAGGUUUCUUAGUUUCUGUUUCCGCAAAAAGUAGUUUCUCGACUGGCUGUUCCUAGAAGACUGCAAGUCAAAUACUUACGCGCAAACUUUUGCAGAACAUUAAACAGUAGAUAGCAAUCGUAUCCAUCACGUUAGCAUGUUUUUUUGCCUGACAUUCACUAUAUAUUAUGAUAACCGCAAGCCAGCAGUGUCAAUGCUUUAGGAGCCAUGGUGCGUUGUAAAAAACUAAAAUGAAAGUCAGUGAUGUGCUGGCUGUCAUUAGAUCAGUUUUUUCUUUCUUUCUCCCAUUUUCCCAGUUUUCAUCCCUUUAACUCUUUUCUAUGCAAUUCUUAUGAAUAUUUGAGUUACCGUUAAGAGUUUUCUUGGCUCAUCAAAAAGACGUGAGUAGUGGUUCAGGACAGACAGGGCUUGUAUAUAGCUAGCACUAUAACACUAUUUCAUUAUUGUUUUUCUGCAUAGUUUAUAUCUUGAUUGUGAUCAUUGUUGUUGCGUAUAAUAAUUGAUCAGUGUUGUGAAUAUUCUAUACUUUGAGUGAAUGAACAUGUAGAAAAAAACAAAGAUCACUUGAUUAUUUGUCUUUGA
Exaiptasia diaphana is the source of this 2194-nucleotide messenger RNA. RefSeq lists its product as uncharacterized. The coding region runs from base 88 to 1326 and encodes 412 amino acids. NCBI's taxonomy places the organism in Eukaryota, Metazoa, Cnidaria, Anthozoa, Actiniaria, Aiptasiidae. The transcript is spliced from 8 exons. The record is from RefSeq and is a predicted model, not a curated record.